CUAAUUAAGAAAUUCAGUUAAUAAAUAAAAAUAAAUAAACUGGAAAUAAAGAAAGGGUCAGCCAUAGGGAGGGCGUCCAAAGCUGAACGCCCACCACGCGUAUCCCUUUGCAAUUCCCCCACAUACCCUUAAAACCCUCGCACCUCCACCACACUCUGUUUUUUUUUUUCACACCACACUUCCUUCCCUCAGCCAUGGCCGACAACCGUACUCCCACCGGCGCCGCCGCCGCCUCCACGCUCCUCCAGAGGUUCCAAGACCAUACCCCUCACUCCCCGCACCUCCUCGGGUUCCUGACCCUCUUCAUCACCGCCUCCAUCCUGAUGUUCCUGACGGGUGUUACCCUAACGGCGGGGAUCCUGGCCCUGAUCUUCCUCACCCCUUUCAUCAUCUUCACAUCACCCAUCUGGGUUCCCCUGGCCUUCCUCCUGUUCGCGACGACGGCGGGGGUGUUGUCCCUGGGCGGCAUUGCGCUCGUUUCUGCUGCGGGGUUCUCCUGGGCGUAUAGGUACUUCAAGGGGAUGCACCCGCCAGGAUCGGAGGGGCUGGAGUACGCGAGGAGCCGAAUUUACGACACGGCGAGCCAUGUGAAGGAUUAUGCGCGAGAGUAUGGAGGGUAUUUGCAGAGUAAGGUGAAAGAUGCGGCUCCUGGAGCUUGAGCUUCAUCUUUAUCAUAAUUAAUUGUAGUACCGGGAAUUUCAAUUUCUUAUAUUCUUAUAAUAUUAUAUGCAUUUGUUUUCUUCGUACCACUCCCCCAGAGAUCUCACCCGGCUCAGAUGCUGAACCGGGUUUUGUUAGUUCGGUCGUUCCUUCUUUUUCUUUGCCAAUCAAGUUUUGUGUUUGGGUUUUAUUGGAGAAGAA
Cucurbita pepo subsp. pepo (vegetable marrow) is the source of this 861-nucleotide messenger RNA. RefSeq names its product Oleosin family protein. Gene Ontology annotation, cellular component: membrane; monolayer-surrounded lipid storage body. Lineage: Eukaryota; Viridiplantae; Streptophyta; Magnoliopsida; Cucurbitales; Cucurbitaceae. Gene Ontology annotation, biological process: lipid storage. The record is from RefSeq and is a predicted model, not a curated record.